AGAGUUCAAUGCUUCAAUUCCUUUAAAUUCCAAAUGCAAAGGUUUUUGAUUCGUGCCCCACUUUCCACUUCCAAAUCCCACUUUCCUUUUCAAUCUUUCAAUUCCAUCCACUAACUUUUUCUCUCCUCUUGGGAUUCUCCAAGUCAAACAUUCUUAAUGGCUGAUGAUGCAAUUACUGCUAUAAAUAGCAUGCACUGGUGGCUCACUGUCAGUAGACACAUUACAAAGUAGAGUUAACUCAAGCUUGUCUAGCUGUUAAUAAAUUCUAGAGUAUUUGUUUUUUCCUUACAAUAAUAGUUUUAUCUUUGAGAAAGAUAACUAUCUGAUUUAACUCGUUCUUAAUAGUCACGAUGGACCCUGAAGAAGGUGUGUCAGCUCCUUCAACACCAGCAACACCAGGAACUCCUAGUUUUCCUCUCUUUGGCGGAUUAAAGCACGAGAGAAAAAAUGGCAAUGGCAAAAAAUCCCUUCUUAAGAGCUGUAAAUGCUUCAGUGUCGAAGCAUGGGCCACGGAAGAAGGAACCUUGCCCGCUGUUUCAUGCAUGUUACCUCCUCCUCCUGUCUCCCUAGCCAGAAAGGUGGGAGCAGAGUUUAUAGGUACUCUGAUACUAAUCUUUGCAGGGACAGCCACACCAAUUGUGAACCAGAAGACACAAGGCUCUGAAACCUUAAUUGGACUGGCUGCCUCGAGUGGGCUGGCUGUAAUGAUUGUCAUUCUGUCAACUGGCCACAUCUCUGGAGCCCAUCUCAACCCUGCUCUGACCAUUGCUUUUGCUGCUCUCAAGCAUUUCCCCUGGAAACAUGUUCCUGUGUAUAUUGGAGCACAAAUUAUAGCAUCAUUAUGUGCUGCAUUCACACUAAAGGUGGUUUUGCACCCAAUAAUGGGUGGUGGAGUCACUGUUCCUUCUGGUAGUUAUAUUCAAGCUUUUGCGUUGGAGUUCAUCAUCAGCUUUAAUCUCAUGUUUGUUGUCACUGCCGUGGCCACCGACACCAGAGCUGUGGGAGAGCUUGCUGGAAUUGCAGUAGGAGCCACUGUCAUGCUCAACAUACUAAUAGCUGGAGAGACAACUGGAGCUUCAAUGAAUCCAGUGAGAACCCUGGGACCAGCAGUAGCAGCAGGAAACUACAAAGCCAUUUGGAUCUACCUCACUGCUCCUAUUCUCGGUGCUCUCGUUGGGGCAGGUGUUUACACUGCUGUCAAACUGCCUGAUGAAGACAGCAGCAAUCAUGCGAAGUCUUCACUGGAACAUAGUUUCAGAAGGUGAUUCAUCAGUAACACCAUUAAACCAUGAUAAUCACCUAUUUUAGUCGAUGUGUGCAGUUUUAUAAAUGUAAAGCAUCUGGAAGUCAAGGGUGGGUUGAAUAAAACAAAAUCUUUCCACUCUCUCCAAAUGUACAGAUUUUGAGCAAGAUAAAACUUAUCAAAGAACAGAUAAGAGCAGGAUAUAAUGAUGGAGAGAGGAAAGAAAGGAAUGAGCAUUGGUGCCUAUGUUUGAGAAGAGCUACUAUAGGCAAAUUUAUGGGAUUUGUAGAAUUGGUUAGUUUUUACUGGAUUGUAUAAUAGAUUUCUGUAUAACAUGUGUUUCGGUUCACAGAACUAGUGCAAUAUGAAGUGGAAAUUCUUCUUUUUUUUUUUCUUAA
Molecule: messenger RNA, 1641 nt
Organism: Lycium ferocissimum
Lineage: Eukaryota; Viridiplantae; Streptophyta; Magnoliopsida; Solanales; Solanaceae
Product: aquaporin NIP6-1-like
Exons: 5
Coding region: 351-1265 (304 amino acids)
Biological process (GO): transmembrane transport
Cellular component (GO): membrane
Molecular function (GO): channel activity
Source: RefSeq, a predicted model, not a curated record